Molecule: messenger RNA, 2526 nt
Organism: Eutrema salsugineum
Lineage: Eukaryota; Viridiplantae; Streptophyta; Magnoliopsida; Brassicales; Brassicaceae
Exons: 4
Coding region: 1-2526 (841 amino acids)
Biological process (GO): DNA integration
Molecular function (GO): nucleic acid binding
Source: RefSeq, a predicted model, not a curated record
AUGCCUAUCAUAGAAGCUUUCCUUAUGGUUCCUCAACUUAGAAAGUUUUUAAAGGAUUCUAUUUUGAACAAGUCAAGAGAACUACAAGGGAUGGUAGUCUUGAGCCAUGAGUGUAGUGCACUAAUUCAGAGAAUGACAAUCCCUAGGAAGCUAUCUUAUCCACGGAGCUUUACAUUGCCCUGCAUUAUUGGUCCUAUUAAGUUUUCCAGCUGUCUAUAUGAUCUUGGAGCAUCAGUGAGCUUAAUUCCUUUCUCAAUUUCAAAGAAGUUGGGGUUCACAGACUACAAGCCUGGAAGGAUAUCUUUAGUACUUGUUGAUAGAUCAUUUAGGCUCCCCAUUGGACUUCUUAAAGAUCUUCCUGUGAAGAUAGGUGAUUUUGAAGACCCAACUGACUUCAUUGUGCUUGAAAUGGAUGAAGAUCCUGUUGAUCCUCUCAUUUUGGGUAGACCAUUCCUUGCUACAGCAGGUGCCAUAAUUGAUGUGAGAGGAGGCAAGAUUGAGCUGCACCUUGGAUCAGAAUCUCUUACAUUUGACAUGAAUGAGAUGAUGAAGAAGCCAACAAUGGAAGGACAGGUCUUCUAUGUUGAAACAAUGGAUCAGUUGGCUGAUGAGCUAUUGGAAGAGCUGACACUAGAGGAUCCUCUUCAGGUCACCUUGACAAAAGAACCAGGGAGACAUGGGUUCUUGGCUGAAGAGAGUGAAGCCUACAAGAUGGUGUUGGAUCAGCACAAGGUAGCAGGUACAAAAACACAGUUUUUUAAGCUGGGGACAAGCGGCCAAGUGGAUCAGAGUAUCAGUGGAUUCAGUACAAGUCAGGGACCAGUUCAAGAGUGUAUGGCAGUGGGUUCACAAGCUGAGGAAGAGGCUAAACCGGCUGAGAACACCAGCAGCAAUGAAACUCAGGCUGAUCAAGAGAGCUUUGUGGGAGAUUGGGAUGAACACAAGCCUCUGUCUGUUGAGCUUAAGCCAUUCCCAAAAGAGCUCAGAAGAAUGCCUUUUGGUCUGUGUAAUGCUCCUGCCACCUUUCAAAGGUGUAUGAUGUCGAUUUUCUCUGACCUGAUAGAAGAGAAAAUUGAGGUGUUUAUGGACGAUUUUAGCGUCUAUGGACCCUCCUUCUCCUCUUGUUUUUCUAACUUGUCUCAGGUGCUAAGGAGAUGUGAGGAGACAAGCUUGGUGCUGAAUUGGAAGAAGUGCCAUUUCAUGGUGCAAGAAGGCAUUGUAUUGGGGCACCAGGUAUCUGAAGCUGGGAUAGAGGUUGACAAGGCCAAUUUGGAUGUCAUGGUUAACUUGGGGGCUCCAAAUUCAGUGAAAGGAGUCAGAAGCUUUUUGGGACAUGUUGGGUUCUACAGAAGGUUCAUUAAAGACUUUUCAAAGAUAGCAAGACCCUUGACAAGGCUUCUAUGUAAAGAUGUGGAGUUCCUCUUUGAUCAAGAAUGUCAUGAAGUUUUUAAGAAGAUCAAGCAAGCCCUGAUAAGUGCUCCCAUUGUUCAAGCACCAGACUGGAGCUUGCCAUUUGAUAUCAUGACUGAUGCAUUAGACUUUGCAGUUGGUGCUGUGCUGGGACAAAAGAAGGAUAAAAAGCUUCAUGUCAUCUACUAUGCUAGUAGGACUUUGGACAUAGCUCAGGAGAAAUAUGCCACCACUGAAAAGGAAAUGUUGGCUAUUGUUUAUGCCUUUCACAAAUUCAGAUAUUAUCUGGUGGGGUCAAAAGUGGUGGUGUAUACUGAUCAUGCAGCUUUGAGAUAUCUGAUGACAAAGAAGGAUGCCAAACCAAGGCUGUUGAGAUGGGUAUUGCUGCUCCAGGAAUUUGAUAUGGAAAUCAAAGACAAUAAAGGCAUAGAAAAUGGAGUACAUGAUCACCUGUCUAGACUCAGAGUGGAAGCUGAUGUCCCUCUUAAUGAUUCUCUCCCUGAAGAGCAGCUCAUGGCAAUGAAGCUUUUGAAUGAGUUAGAAAAACUCAAGUCCAUCAAAGAAGACAACCUCUACAGAAGUUGCUUAGCUGAGGAAGAAGUCCAAGGGGUUUUCCUAGAAUGUCAUGGAUCAGCUUAUGGAGGUCAUCAUGCUGCUUUCAAGACAGUGACUAAAGUACAUCAGUCAGUGGACUAUGUCUCCAAAUGGGUGGAAAGUAUAACAAGUCCAAAAAAUGACUCUAAAAUGGUGGUAAAGCUGUUUAAGACCAUCAUUUUCCCAAAGUUUAGAGUUCCUAUAGUGCGUAUAAGUGAUGGUGGAAGUUAUUUUCUGAACAAGACUUUGGAGAGACUUCUUAAGAAGUAUGGGGUAAAGCAUAAGAUAGCAAGUCCAUAUCACCCCCAAACAAGUGGCCAAGUGGAGGUUUCCAACAAGCAUGUCAAAGCCAUUCUUGAAAGGACUGUGAGCUCAUCUAGAAAAGACUGGUCCAAGAAAUUGGAUGAUGCACUAUGGGCUAAUAGAACUGCCUUCAAGACUCCCAUUGGAAACUCUCCUUUCAAUCUUCUAUAUGGGAAGAGUUGCCAUCUGCCUGUUGAGCUGGAAUACAAGGCAUUAUGA